Messenger RNA from Camellia sinensis, 420 nucleotides. The record is from RefSeq and is a predicted model, not a curated record. NCBI's taxonomy places the organism in Eukaryota, Viridiplantae, Streptophyta, Magnoliopsida, Ericales, Theaceae.
AUGGACAUGAUAGGAAAAAUUUACCCACAUUCUUCGAAGCAGCAUCGUUUCAUUCUAGUAGCCACAAACUACUUUAUCAAGUGGGUUGAAGCUAAGCCUUGUAAGACUGUGGAUCAAACAGAGGUGACUGACUUCAUCAAGGAGUUAAUCUAUAGAUUUGGUAUUCCACAGACCAUAACUGCGGACAAUAGGACUGUGUUUGAUGGAAAGCUAGUAAAGCUUUUUGCAGCGAAAUAUGAAUUAGCCUUGUUAACUCCACCCCAUAUUAUGCACAAGCAAAUGGUCAGAGUUAAGCUUAAAGUUGUGAGGCAGAGGAGUGUUGUCCUUUUAGCAUUGAAACUUCAGAAUGAAUGUGGAAAACAAACUCUUUGUCUUUUAAGAGCUCCUUCUAUGCAGCCUCAGCCAUUUGGUAGAUGUUGA